GCGUGUGAGGGCAUCUCUCCAUGUGCAUGUCUUCUGUUGCUUAUGACUGUGAGAGAGAGAGAGCGAGAGGGCCGCGGGGAAGCAUGAGGAGUGUGCUGCUGGAAGAGCCAAAAGUCGAACUUUUUUUUUCUUGUCGAAGGACCGGUGAAUAGUUCCGCGCGAAAGAGGAAGCGGGCAUUGACAGCACAACAGGGAUGUCUGCAGCAAUGGCAAACGCGUCUCUCUCUGUGGCAGCUCCUCUGCGACUCUCAAGAGCAUCUAAGUUUGUCUCUCCGGGGGCGGAAGGGGCCACCGAGGUCUCCCAGGACAAUUGCCCACUGUCCUUUGGAGGGGUGAGGGCCAGAGAGAGUGCUCUGGGGGCUGCGAAAUGUGGCACAGCCGCUGGCAGGGGGCGGCGCGGGGAUUGGGACUCGGCUCGGCAAAGUCUGAGGUGGGAGACGUGUCAAUGUGAGCGAACUGUGAAGGGAGCGACUUGCCUCAUGACAGCGGCACCUCUGAAGACCACCAGUGGGGUUAUGUCGGUGGGUGAUGGAACGCUGACUCGGUUGGGGACAGUCCCCCUAAGGCAGGGAGAGCAGAAACAGAGACACGCAGCAGCUCUCGCAGCGAGUGCAGGCGCGACAGCGGCGGCAGAGCGACCAAUGAGCGGCACCCCACCAUCUCCAAGUGAGUUGGUUGAUUCCUUGCUGGAUGUGCAGCUGUCUGCUGGGACCUCUGGGACCACUGGAGAGGACGUCUUUGUUGGGUCUCCAGGUGCCAUUGCUCUCAGAAGAGAGUGUAAGGAGGCGUUGGAGGGUCUGCGAUGGCCCACCAACAAGGAUGAAGAAUAUAGGUUCACAGAUCUGAGGUCAUUACUGAAUGAGGCCGUCCUUAGCCAGAUCAUUCAAACUCAGGUCAGGCAAAGCGGUAAUCCGCCAACGACAGAAGAAUCCCGAUCUGGAUUCGAGGCAUUGAUAGAUAUGCCCUGCUGCGAGCUUGAGGAAGCAAGCAGCAGCCGUGUGGUUGUCGUCGAUGGUGUGCUGAGCCCAUCGCUGUCUUCGAUCGAAGCAUUUGACGAGGGCGAUGUCAUUGUGGACAGGGCUUCCAAUCUCUCUGAGAUGGCUUACAGCCGGUUUGUGGAACCUCAUCUCGGACGGCUUCACAAGAGUGUCGGCGACAGCGAUAGGAAGCUCGACGUCUUUACGCUGAUCAAUGGCGCCGCUGUUAGAGAUGUCACAGUGGUUGUGAUUCCUGACGGACUGAAGCUGCAAAUGCCGAUACAUAUUGUCUACUACUCGUCCUGUGCGCGGAUAGACGGUGGGGGGGUGAACCUGUCAAAUCCCAGAACACUUGUCGUGGUUGGGAAAGAUGCAGAGGUUGAUGUCGUUGAAGAGUUUGUCGGCGACUCCACAGGAGGGUACUGGUCCAACUCGGUGCUUGAGUGUGUGCUGGAAGAGGGAGCAACGCUGCGGCAUGGGUAUGUGCAGGAGCAGGCUCGCGGUGCAUUCCACAUCAAGAGGACGGCUGUCACACAGAAAGAAGCAAGCAGUUAUUCCGUGGUUGAAGUGGGCAUAGGAGGACAGGUAACACGGCAUAAUCUCCAGAUCUUUCAGCUGGGACCGGACACAAACACGUCUGUGUCAACGUUCAUGCUCGCUGGCCACAAACAACUGCAUGACCUGCACAGCAGCAUCGUGCUUAAUCAYCCUAGAGGAAAGUCCAAYCAGCUUCACAAAUGCAUCGUUACCGACUCCACMGGGCAUGGYGUYUUUGAUGGGAACGUGAGAGUSAACAGAUAYGCACAGCAAACAGAUGCAGGCCAGCUUAGUAGAAACCUUCUUCUAGCACCACGAGCAACAGUGAAUGUGAAACCGAACUUGCAGAUCAUUGCGGAUGAUGUGAAAUGCACUCAUGGUGCCACAGUUAGUGACCUUGAAGAGGAACAACUUUUCUAUUUCCGCGCUCGAGGAAUCGAUGCAGUUUCGGCUAGAAGUGCGCUUGUCUUUUCAUUUGGGGCCGAGGUUUUGGAAGAGUUCCCGUACGAGGAUUUAGCAAAGAGACUUGAGGGGACUGUGAAGAGAGCGCUUGCCGAGGAGGGAGUUCCAAGUCGUCGUCGUGGUGUGUGAAAACGCCGUGGCUCUGCACCAUUGUUGAGGGUCAUGACAUUUCUGUGGUCUGCAGUUCUAGGGGAAAAAACGGCAAGAGGAGCUGGGCGAAAGGAAAGGAGCGAGGGCAGGCUGGGAAGAAACACCAAGGCUGGCUGGCUUUGGUAGAUAAAUACACACUCUAGGUAGAUAGGUUUAAAGCACAAGUACAUCCUGCUAUCAGCCGUGGGCGCCUGUCAGAAUCUGAAAAGCGCCGCAGGCCACGGAGUUUUUUUUUUUAAUCGACGGUGCGCCUGCGUCGUCUUUUUCGGAUGGCACCUCGUAGGCGACGAGCUUCUUUUCAGCAAGGCUGGGGCCGUGUACUAGCUAGCGGUUUAACGUUUUACAUUCAAGGAACAUAUUUCUCCUUCAGAUUUUGCAGCAAGGAUCAUUUCCAUUCCACUUGUGCCGCAACCACUUCUUGUACUUUCUGGUGAAUUGUCCAUCCAUGCCUUAUUUAAGAGAUGAAAAUUGAAAAAUGGCAAACGCAGAAAUUUGGGAGAGUGAACAGAUGCCGUUUUGCUGGCUUUGACUGAACAACCUGGUUGGCUGGGUAGUUGCGGCGAGUGUAAGAUUGUAAAUAAGUACAACAAAGUUAGUAAAAAAAAAUACAAAAU
Chara braunii is the source of this 2740-nucleotide messenger RNA. NCBI's taxonomy places the organism in Eukaryota, Viridiplantae, Streptophyta, Charophyceae, Charales, Characeae. The record is from the annotation of a GenBank genome assembly.